AUGAACAAUCUGAAACUUCAUGGAAAGUUUCUUCUAGGUGAGCUGGAAAUUGAUGAUGACCUAAAAAUCACUGUCAAAGACGAGGAACUCGCUUCAACCAGGAAGGCGAUAAUGUUUGACACCCUGUGUAAUGAUGUUAUCCCAAAAAGUAUUACAGAAAUACGCAGAUUAAGCUCCAGGCUGGCAGGUUACCCUGGCAUGUUAAAGAAAGAAGAUUUUGAAAGGACGGUAUUGACGAUGGUCUAUACAGCCUACAGGACAGCUCAGUCCCAAGCACAUCAGAAAGAGAACUGGGCAGAAUCCUUUGUAAAUCUUUACAAGCUUGUGAUGCAUGACUUGAAGUUGCUAUCCAGCCAAGCUCCAACUUCUCAGAGAACGUGA
This is a messenger RNA of Thamnophis sirtalis, 381 nucleotides long. Lineage: Eukaryota; Metazoa; Chordata; Lepidosauria; Squamata; Natricidae. The record is from RefSeq and is a predicted model, not a curated record.